AUGACUUCAUCAAAUUUGUCUGUGGUGAGGCCAAUUUCACCACAUGGACAGUUCACUGAUAUACAUAUUUAUGUGAUACCGCCAAAUCUAUGGAUUAAUGAUUUAAAUACAACAUUUUCUCAUCUGGUUAAGAACACAGUAUCAGCUGGAAUAAUACGUUCCAAUGUCAAUGCAAAUUUAGUUGAAUUUCGUGAGACUAUUGAAAAAGAGUUAGGAAAACAAUUUUGCCUAAUUCAGUCAAAUCAGGAGAGAUUAUUUAAAAUCAGUGAAUUCCUUCCGCCUAUGUCCGAACUACCAGAAAUUUAUGUUAUUGAUCGUCAAGCAGUUGAUGAAAAUCAAACAAAUAACAAUGAAUCUUCGCAAAUCCCCUUAUUCCAACAGCAGAAAAUGCAAAAUCAAGUAAAUAUUAGGCCGGUUACACCAAUAGGAAAUACGAGGCCUCCAUCGGCGUCAUUUAAAGCGGAUGGUUCACAGAAGAAUUUUCCCAGCUACCAAUCAAAUCCUCCACCAACAAUGGAUUCUACACCGCAAGGACAAAGUACAUCACCUGUUAGUGAAUUGAACAUGAUGACAAGUAUUCAGCAUCAACAACAGCAAAGCCUCAGCAGACCAGGCUCUCACUAUGAACAAAGAUCAUCUGUGACUCCCAGUGUUAGUUUACCAGUUAUCUCAUCUCAAGGUAUGUUGACAACAGACCCAUCUUCUGCAAGAAUUUCACAAGAAUUAGUCCCAAUGCACAAUGAACGAAAUGUAAUUUCCCCAGCACCUAUCAUGCAUACUGGAGAUGCCGGAUUAGAUACAAUUUCAGCGGCAAUCGGUCAUCAAAAAGACAUUUUACAACGUUUAGAGUUUGAACAACAAAAACGUAUCUUACAAAUGCAGGCUGAAGCUGAAGAACGGCGUCGUCGUGAAGCUGAACAGUAUGCAAAAGAGUUGGCUAAAAAUGCUAACCACGCAAAACGUAUGGAAGAGCUAGAGAAAGAGUUAAGAAGGUGGACAGAAGAAGCGAAACAAACAAGAGAACGCCUAGAUCAGCUAAAAGAAGCUUGGGAUACUGCUCUUAAGUCUAAACAGGAUGAAAUCAGUACCCUGAAACAAGGUUUAGAAAUGAUGAAACAAAGCAGAGAUGCAUUAGACGGUAAACCUACGGCUAGAGAAAUUGCUGCACAAACGGAAAUACGUCAGCUCCAAAUCCAGUUGACUGAAAUGAAGGAAAAAUACAAACAAGUAAGAGAAGAAUUAGAAGAAAGAAGGAGAGCUGCGGAUGCUAGAAUGGACGCCGUGGGAGAUGAGUUGAAGGAUUUAAGACGAAAAAUGUCAGAUGUUCAUGCUACUCUACGGGAACCAAAGCCUGUAAAAAUUACAGUUAGUUCGCAGCCCAAAUCCGUAUGUGAUGCUGGGACAGAAGCAACAGAAGUCGAAGUCAAAAAAACACCACCGCCUCCGAAAAUUAGAGUAAGUUUGUCCGAUGCCUGUCAUAGUGUUCAUGCCUUAUACUGUUCACCUUUCUUUGUUAAUCGAUAA
Molecule: messenger RNA, 1524 nt
Organism: Heterobilharzia americana
Lineage: Eukaryota; Metazoa; Platyhelminthes; Trematoda; Strigeidida; Schistosomatidae
Source: the annotation of a GenBank genome assembly